Molecule: messenger RNA, 805 nt
Organism: Aedes albopictus (Asian tiger mosquito)
Lineage: Eukaryota; Metazoa; Arthropoda; Insecta; Diptera; Culicidae
Gene: Rpb7
Product: DNA-directed RNA polymerase II subunit RPB7
Exons: 3
Coding region: 148-669 (173 amino acids)
Biological process (GO): transcription initiation at RNA polymerase II promoter; positive regulation of translational initiation; positive regulation of nuclear-transcribed mRNA poly(A) tail shortening
Cellular component (GO): P-body; RNA polymerase II, core complex
Molecular function (GO): translation initiation factor binding; single-stranded RNA binding; single-stranded DNA binding
Source: RefSeq, a predicted model, not a curated record
UGCACGAACUGUCAAAUCUCGAAAACAAACGCCGACACUGUGGCGAUGCGAGGUGGCGGCCGCUAGUAAAACGAUUCUUUCGCUUGGAAAAAUUGCUUUAUUUCCUACUUUUUCUAUACAAAUUCCGUUUAAACAACAACCCGGAAAAUGUUUUAUCAUAUAUCGCUCGAGCACGAGAUUCUGCUGCACCCGCGCUAUUUUGGGCCGCAGCUGAUCGAAACGGUCAAGCAGAAGCUGUACACCGAAGUGGAAGGUACCUGCACCGGAAAGUAUGGGUUCGUGAUAGCCGUGACGACUAUCGACGACAUCGGUUCUGGUCUGAUUCUGCCCGGGCAGGGUUUCGUGGUGUACCCGGUCAAGUACAAAGCGAUCGUGUUCCGGCCGUUCAAGGGCGAAGUGCUGGACGCGGUGGUUACCCAGGUCAAUAAGGUGGGCAUGUUUGCCCAGAUUGGACCGCUGUCCUGUUUCAUCUCGCACCACUCCAUUCCGGCCGAUAUGCAGUUCUGUCCCAAUGGAAACCCGCCGUGCUACAAGUCGAAGGACGAGGACGUGGUGAUUGCGCUGGAGGACAAAAUCCGGUUGAAGAUCGUCGGUACCAGAGUGGAUGCGACCGGAAUUUUUGCAAUCGGAACCCUCAUGGACGACUACCUGGGUCUGGCUGGAAGCUAAAGUAAUUUUCUCUGAUAUUUAUACAAAGAUAAGUAUAAUUUUAUUUUAUCAAUUAUUUCUACUUUAAGAGUUUAGGAAGACGGAAUAGUUGUAACAACCAACAAUAAUAACUCCUAAAAUUAUUAUUAACGUAAAA